Molecule: messenger RNA, 2988 nt
Organism: Ictalurus furcatus (blue catfish)
Lineage: Eukaryota; Metazoa; Chordata; Actinopteri; Siluriformes; Ictaluridae
Gene: sephs3
Product: selenophosphate synthetase 3
Exons: 8
Biological process (GO): L-selenocysteine biosynthetic process
Cellular component (GO): cytoplasm
Molecular function (GO): ATP binding; selenide, water dikinase activity
Source: RefSeq, a predicted model, not a curated record
UCCAUAUUCGCUUCCUUGUAGGAAACGACAUUUGUUAGUCCCCGCCGUUUUGUUAUUUCGCCGUGUGAAUGAGAGGCGACUAACAGGCGAGAGCUAGCCAUGUCCGGUUCGUCACCGUCGUCUGUUUCGGCAGGACACUCGGCCUUUUACCCGGCCGGCUACCAGGCUCCAGAAACUCGUGGCCUGGACCGCAAUUUUCGGCUCACGGCCUUUUCCGAUAUGAAAGGAUGAGGGUGCAAAGUCCCGCAGGAGACACUGCUCAAACUCCUGCAGGGACUGGAGCCCGAGGUUCAGCCGGGACAGGACGGAGUGGGGACAGGAGCCGGGGACGAGGCCUCGGAGUUCGGUCAGCUAGCUCCGGUCUCGCAUGGUCCCCGGUUAGGCAUUGGGAUGGAUUCUUGUGUCAUUCCUUUGAGGCAUGGAGGUUUGUCCCUGAUCCAGACUACAGACUUCUUCUAUCCGUUAGUUGAAGAUCCUUAUAUGAUGGGCCGUAUAGCUUGUGCAAAUGUGUUGAGCGAUCUGUACGCCAUGGGAAUUACUGAUUGUGACAACAUGCUGAUGCUAUUGAGUGUCAGUCAGCGGAUGAGCGAGAAGGAGAGAGAGCAGGUGAUGCCCUUAAUGAUGAAGGGUUUCCGUGAUGCAGCUGAAGAGGGCGGGACUUCCGUGACAGGCGGACAGACAGUUGUGAACCCUUGGAUCAUCAUAGGGGGUGUGGCCACAGUAGUGUGCCAGCCUACUGACUUCAUUAUGCCAGAUGGUGCAGUACCAGGUGACGUUCUCGUUCUGACAAAACCUCUUGGAACUCAAGUAGCCGUCAAUGCUCAUCAGUGGCUGAAUAUACCAGAAAAAUGGAACAAGAUCAAGUUGGUGAUCUCAAAGGAGGAGGUGGAGCAUGCAUAUCAAGAGGCCAUGCUCAACAUGGCUACCCUUAACCGCACUGCUGCUGCUCUGAUGCACAAGUUCAAUGCACACGCUGCCACGGACAUCACCGGCUUCGGGAUCAUUGGGCACGCACGGAACCUGGCCAAGCAGCAGUGCAACGAAGUGGCCUUUGUUAUCCACAACCUGCCAAUCCUUGCCAAGAUGGCUGCUGUCAGCAAAGCCGGGGGGAACCUCUUCGGCCUUCUGCACGGCACCUCCUCCGAGACUUCAGGUGGUUUGCUGAUCUGUCUUCCGCGGGAGCAGGCAGCACGUUUCUGUGCCGAGAUGAAGGCGAGCCGGACAAGCUCGGUGGGCGAUGGACAGCAGGCCUGGAUAAUUGGAAUCGUGGAGAAGGGUAGCCGCUGUGCACGCAUCAUCGACAAGCCCCGCAUCAUUGAGGUGCCGUAUCGUGGUCUCGCAGCAGGAAACGCACAGGAGGGUGCAAACACCGUCACCACUCCUACCAACACCAACAGCAGCCCCGCUGAAGCUCAGCCCAGCCUGGCACAGUGACACAGCCUCUAACACAAGAGUGUAAUAGGAAUGUUCAUUGUUCAUAUUUGUGCUUCAUACAUUUUUUCUCUCUCUCUCGGUCUCUGUCUCUCUCUCUCUGGUUGUGUGAGUCUUGAAGGGUGUGUACUUUUGAAAUGUGUGGUAUGUAGUUCCUGCUGGUAAGACUGGAAGUGUGUGUGUGAGCGAAUGCAUGCAUGUAGUGAGAUUGAGUGUGAUAGUGUGCAUGUGUGAGUCUGAGGGAAUAUGAGCGAAGGGAUUUAUGCAUUCACUCCGCUUUUCAUUUCAUCUCCCUGUUCAGCCGAUGGGUUGAGAGCAACAGACCAAAAAUUUUCUUUUUACCUGGUGGGAGGUGGAAUGGAUUGCUUGUCUUUUUUAUUAUUUUGUUUCUUCUUCUUUCUUUUUCAUCCACCUUACUUGGUCAAUCAAGUGAUAGAAAAGCUCUCGUCACUUAGGAUCAUGUUUAUUAAGUCUUGUAAACGCCCCCUCCCCUUUCAGCCCUUGGGUAUAUUUUUGUUGAAAAGAAUCUUCACUCAGCAUAACAGUUCAAGUGUUGUAGUUAAAGAGAAGUCAGAAAACUCAAACUGAUAGCUUUGUUGGAAGCACUUUGAUAUUUUUCAGUUUUCACAGAAUCACAUUUCUGAACAAUUCCAGAUUCUUUCGAUCAAAUGUAUGCUUUUUUUUUUCUCUAUCUCUCUAUUUUUUUUUCAAUGACAAUCAAAGCUAAUUAAAUCCAGUAGAAAACAUUCUUUCAGCAAAUAUUGGCGAAUUCAAAUACAAUCAAAUCAAGCCAAACAAAUAGCUGAAAAUGAUAUUUAAUAUGGGCAUAUUUAAUUUAUUUGAUAUUUAAUUAUGUAAUUUGUGUUUGCGUCGUCAUAGAUUCAAAUUCAAUCAACGAAAUUAGGGAAGGUUAAUUAACUGAUUAUUCUGGUGCUGUUUUUAUUUCUGAUCAGCUUGACUUUCUCAUAUGGUUGCUUAGCUAUCUGAGAUGGUUGAAUGACUUGUUAGAUGUUUACAUUCUUUAAAGUCUCUGGAAUGUGUGCAUUAGAAUUAAUUUGUGAAACAUUUUGCCUUUGAUCAUGUGCUAUGUGUGUCUGUACUGAGGUUAGCAUUGGGGUCUUAUGUAUUUAGGCUGCAGUAGCUUUUGGGAGACCUGGUUUUGUGAUUAGAAUUAUGGCAAGUCUGUUUUCCUAUUAAUGCUGAGGUGUAUGUCGCUCUCUCUCUCCCUCUCUCCCUCUCUGUGCUAGUGUUCUAAUUUUAGUGGGUAAAUGGAUGUCUGACUCCUCCCUGUGUAUCAAAGAGAGGAUUGAGCAGCUCUCUUUGAUUCUGUGGGCGAGACUGGAAUCCCAGAGGCAUCAGCUGAAUGGCUGCAGUGGAUUAGAAGCACUCACCCUUCCUGAUCAUGAUGCGUUUCCCAUUAACCCCAGCCAAUGGGGGUGGGAGAAGUUGAAGUUACUUGUAAGGAUGGGUGGGAACUGGUCUGUUUGGUCUAUUCAGCUGACUCGGGCUUUGUCCUGAUUUACAUGUCAUCUUAAGACAAUAAAACAGAUAAAGGGA